Molecule: messenger RNA, 1506 nt
Organism: Erpetoichthys calabaricus (reedfish)
Lineage: Eukaryota; Metazoa; Chordata; Cladistia; Polypteriformes; Polypteridae
Exons: 6
Coding region: 1-1446 (481 amino acids)
Source: RefSeq, a predicted model, not a curated record
AUGGAAAACUCAGAGGCGCCACCUCCACUGCAUCCAGGACCCAUCCGGCGUGCACCUGUACAUGCAGACCGGGCAGCUGGUCAAAGGGGGGAAUCACGCUGCCGGUGUUCAGGUGGGGCCGUGGUUCAACUUCGUUGGGAGUCGUUCCACCUGCAUCUGGACCGCUUCAUACCUGGCACUUCAGCCAGCGCGGCCCACUUUCAGGCCUAUCUGCUGGAAGGCCUGGCGCGGUGGAACGAGGACCGUGCGGCACAAGCAGUGGAGGAAGGAGACCGUGAUAUCGUCUGCUACAGUGGCCAACUCCAGCACUCCGUCAACGAGCUGAGCGACAUUGUAUAUCACAUGAAGCUGGUUGACGAUUACACCCGGCCUGCGAAGUACACUGGUGAGCUCAUAGAUAUCCAGUACCUAUUUUCGCAGACCGGUCGAGUGCUGGAGGAAGUGAUGGGCAGGGAUCCCGACGCUCCGGAUGGGACUGAUACAGACGACGACGAUGACAGUGUCGACGAGGGCUUCCAAGAGGACGAGGGGCCGGUACAGGAACCUCUGGACAACACCCUCUUCGGCCUUGAGGAGGACUUCGCCCGACAACCGUUGUCGUCUGACAAGUCCCAGUCGCGCCCUGCCAUUGGCACCUCAAAGUCUGGGCCAGCCGACCAGGACACCUCCCCUGCAGACGAGGCCACUCAAAGCGUGUCCCACGAGCUGAAUAGCCUUGGAACUGACACUGGCCCAGGUUACCAGCACGUGGUCAACCUGGCCUCCAGUCUCGUGAAGCUGCGUCACCAUCCCUACGUGACGCAGCAGCAAGUGGAGGAGAUCGUCACCCUCUGGGAACGAUUGCCGGAGGGCGACAAGGCCCCAGUUCGCUUUCCGCCACGCCACCAGGAAAGACUGGUGCAGGGGAGGUUCCGACGCAAGCACUCGCAAACCAGUGUCACACCGGGAGUGGAGAGCUUGCAAUGGUGUAUGGUCGGCCAAGGCGGCCAAGCCGCACAGAUGCCAAACAUCAGCCGCCUUGUGGAGGCCGUUUGUGUACAGCUGUCCAGGAAUCACCCCGAAGGAACCACCAUCAGCGGCGUGAGGGUGAACCGCUGGGCAGCUGUGAUGCGGGAUUACAUCUGCAUCCAGGAAAAUAUCCUCACAAAUCCGGUACUCGUGGCCCAGACACGUAUCCAGUUAUUCCCCCUCAAUCAGCGCACCCUGGCACAAUGGCACUACACUCGCACCAGGGAGCUGGUACGGCGGGCUCUGGAGAUGGCCGUGCCACUGUCAACCAGCUCGGCCCUUGCUUCACAGCCCACCCCUACCGUUCGACCACGACCCACGGGCCCCGAGCUGUCCGCUGCACAACCACUACAAUUCCAUAACCCGCCUGACGCAGCGACGUCGGGGCCCCGUGGAUGUGGCACCAGCCAUCAUUGGGCACCCCCCCGAGCCACAUGAAGCACCCGUCACCCAGCCACUCUCCCCCGCCGGCUGACACUGCCACUGCUCCGCUUCCAC